Enterobius vermicularis (human pinworm) is the source of this 1554-nucleotide messenger RNA. The record is from the annotation of a GenBank genome assembly. Lineage: Eukaryota; Metazoa; Nematoda; Chromadorea; Rhabditida; Oxyuridae.
AUGACUAGAGAGAAACGUGGAACUUUUUCACUUCUUGUGUUCUAUCAGAUUUAUUUUCAGGAGGUUCCAGAUGAAGUUGACAGCUUUUUGGCUAGUCAAGAUGGAAUGAUAAUUCGUGACCGCGACUCGAGAAUGUGCCGUCAUAAUGCCCGUCAGAAAUGUACCCACUGUUUGCCAUUAGAUCCUUACGACGAAGAUUAUCUGAAAGAAAAAGAAAUCAAGCAUAUGUCAUUCCACAGUUAUGUUCGUAAACUAACAGCAGGGCGUGGGAAAGGACAUGCUGUUAAACCUCUGGAAAAUCUCGUUUGCAAAUUGAAACCAAACUGCCUGGGACACAAACCGUAUCCACAAGGCAUUUGUUCAAAGUGUGCUCCACCAAUGAUCACUCUAAAUAGACAGAAAUUUCGUCACGUUGAUAAUAUCUCCAUUGAAAAUGAAGAUGUUGUGAAUCGUUUUCUUGGAUUUUGGCGUAAAAGCGGAAACCAGAGGAUAGGAUACCUUAUUGGUCGUUAUGAGCCAUUUUUAGAUGUUCCGCUUGGUAUUAAAGCCACCGUAGCAGCGAUAUACGAACCACCACAGGAGUCAUCUUCCGAUUCUGUUUCUUUGGUGGACGAUCCUCACGAAAAAGAUGUGGAUCUUUUAUGUUCUUAUUUAAAUCUUCGUCGAGUAGGUUGGAUUUUUACGGACCUCUGGUCUGCAGAUUCGGCAAAGGGAACGGUGCAUUGUACAAGAUAUAUGGAUUCCUUCCUUCUUUCUGCGCAAGAGUGUAUUACUGCCGGGUCUUUACAAAAUAAAUAUCGAAACUUAACAAAAUACUGCACCGAGGGCUAUUUUGGCUCAAAAUUCGUUACACUAGUAGCCUCUGGAGACCAAUCUGAGCAGAUACACUUUUCUGGCUAUCAGGUUUCAAAUCAAUGUGCAGCUUUAGUUGAUGCUAAUGUUUUGUGUCCUACCUCUUUCCCUGAACUGGCAUAUGUACGAGAAAAACCCUUAAGUCCAACCCAUUAUAUACCAGAUGUUCAUUACACGGAGAAAAAUGAGUACGGUGUUGAAACACGUCGUGACGGUAGACCGAUGCCAGUAGAAUUUAUGUUAGUUGACGUUCCGGCGGGGAUGCCUAAAGAGCCGAAUUUCACUUUUCAUGCUGUAUCCUCAAAAGAAUUUUCUUUUUUAAUUGAAAAUAGGUUAUGCAUUGGAGAAAAACAGGACACAGAUUCGUUGGGUAAAUACAUAGGACAGUUCAGUAAAAACCAGUUUUUGGAACUUGCUUCGAAUUUCCACUUUUUAUUAUUUCUAAAAACCAAUAACAUCGUUCACUUUACUGAGGAAGAGAUAAAGCAAUUGUGCACUGCUGUAAGGGACAGAAAUCGUGGGGAAGCGAUGGAAUGGGCUGAGAACACGACCAACUGGUCCACAUUAGUUGCUCUUCUCCAGCAUUCUUCUGAACACUCAUCUUCGGAAGCUUCAUCUGACCACUGGGCGUGUAAGCACUGCACUUACGUUAAUACAGAAAAACGAAGCGACUGUGCAAUCUGCGGUCUUCCUUAUGAAUAA